UCUGAUGGCUGUCAGGUACCCUGACCACAAAGUCAUAGAGCGUGGGAUACAAGUUUUGAUUGACAAGCAGCUUCCCAAUGGAGACUGGCCACAGGAGAACAUUGCUGGUGUGUUCAACAAGAGCUGUGCCAUUAGUUACACAUCCUACAGGAAUGUGUUUCCUGUUUGGACCCUGGGCCGUUUCUCACGCCUCUACCCCUUUAGCUCUCUAGCUGGGAAGGUGAAACUUUGAGGCACUCAGGGGUCAACUGUGAGGAGUUCGCAUUGCUUUAGUGUUUCAUGGCCUGCUUUAAUGCCUGAAAAGUGUUCAGUUUUCAUAAAAACUGAUUUGCUGCUAAUAUGAGAUUAGAACUGAAGUAUGUACACUGAUCUCUUAUGAUUGCAGAGAUUAUGUUCCUUGAUUUGGUACUUUUUAUGUAAUUUUGAAUGUCUUUUUUUUGCACAUGUGGAGCUUUGGUAUAAAAGAUGUUUUUGUCAUCUUAAAGACCUGUGGGGUGAGCAGCUGUCCCUGGUCAAUCAGUCAUGUUUUCCUGAAAGUGAACCUCAACCUUUAGAUGCACGCACCUCAUGUACCUGUAGUAUAUUUCUGUUGCUUAACUGAAGAAUCACAUCUGGGAAAGACAUUAUUCCACACCUCAUAUUCUCAUCAUCUACUUUUUUAGAAGUAAAGCUGCAUGGUUUUUGUGUCAAAUUGUAACGUUGAGCA
Messenger RNA from Electrophorus electricus (electric eel), 706 nucleotides. RefSeq names its product lanosterol synthase-like. Lineage: Eukaryota; Metazoa; Chordata; Actinopteri; Gymnotiformes; Gymnotidae. Gene Ontology annotation, cellular component: lipid droplet. Gene Ontology annotation, molecular function: lanosterol synthase activity. The record is from RefSeq and is a predicted model, not a curated record. Gene Ontology annotation, biological process: cholesterol biosynthetic process; triterpenoid biosynthetic process.